AUGCGCUACUCCAUCGUCUUCACCACCCUCGCCGCCGGUGCUUCGGCCCACGGCAUCAUCCGCAACAUUGUCGGCGCCAACGGUGUUUCCAUGCCCGGUCUUGGAGUUGCUGAUGGCACGCCGCGCAACUGCGCCGCCAACGCGUGCGGCUCGCAGGCCGAUACGGGCAUCAUCCGCGACGCCGAGAUCGCCGCUGGCAGGAGCCCGAUCGGCUGGACCCAGGGCCACGGCGACACUGACCCGGCCAAGGUCGUCGCCUCCUUCAUGGGCCGCGGCAACGACGUGCCCACCAACAAGGGCGCGUCGGGCGCGACCGGCGUCGAGGACGCCAUCCCCGCCAACAUCCUCACCCAGCAGCGCACCCAGCGCCGCGAGGAGCACCUCAACGAGAUGCGCGGCAUCUUCAGCGGCCUCUUCAACCUGCCCGUCGUCGGCGUCCUCGGCCUCGGCGGCAAGACCAACGACUACCCCGUCGAGACCAUUGUCGGCGACAUGGCCGGCCAGGGUGCCCAGAAGGGCAUGCCCACCAGCAACGACAACGGCGAGGUUAGCCUGAUUUACCGCCAGAUCAACCAGGACGGUGCUGGCCCUCUCACGGCCGCCGUUGACGCCACCUCGGGCGGCAAGGACGGUGCUGCGUUCAAGAGCGCCACCCUGCCCCUCAACAUGCCCGGUGUCGGCAUCUCUGGUCUCUCCAUUGCCACCAACACCGACUUCCCCAUCACCGUCAAGAUGCCCGCUGGCAUGACCUGCGAGGGCGAGAUUGCCGGCGUCAAGAACGUCUGCGUCGUCCGUGUUCGCAACCAGGCCCUUGCCGGUCCCUUUGGCGGUUCCGCCGCCUUUGUCCAGAGCGAGAACGCCCGCAAGCGCGCCAUUGCCUACCGCUUGAAGAAGCGCUUCGUCAUCAACCGCGAGGCUGAGGAGUAA
Messenger RNA from Cordyceps militaris CM01, 927 nucleotides. RefSeq names its product cell surface protein (Mas1). Lineage: Eukaryota; Fungi; Ascomycota; Sordariomycetes; Hypocreales; Cordycipitaceae. The record is from RefSeq and is a predicted model, not a curated record. Bases 1 to 927 code for a protein of 308 amino acids. The transcript is spliced from 3 exons.